This is a messenger RNA of Besnoitia besnoiti, 606 nucleotides long. RefSeq lists its product as uncharacterized. Bases 1 to 606 code for a protein of 201 amino acids. NCBI's taxonomy places the organism in Eukaryota, Apicomplexa, Conoidasida, Eucoccidiorida, Sarcocystidae. The transcript has 3 exons. The record is from RefSeq and is a predicted model, not a curated record.
AUGGUGAUGGUUGAUCGAUGCCAGUUUCCUUGUUCUUCCCGGCCGGCGUCGCGAGUUAUCAACAAGGGAAAAAGCAGAUCUGCUUUGUACAAAGCCGACGAGCACCAGACAGGGCUGGCAACUACUGGAAAAGGACAAUUACAACGGCAGGAAAUUUCUUCAGGCAGGCUAAGAAGCCAUUACUCUGGAUUCGUUCGUGCCACGCAGCCCGCUGGACAGGAAAAUGUCGCAGCUGGUGGCAGUGAGCCUCAAACAUCAAACGGAUUUGUUACCCCCAGUACCAAAAAUAACGAUGUCGGCGGAUCUCCUCUCCAACAAAAAGGCGAAAGCUCACAGACGCCACGCGGUAUGAAGAUUUUUCGUGUCAACCGUCCAGGUUCAGCAAAACAAGUCACUACUGCGACUAGCGCUUUGGAGGUUGUACAGAAGCAAGCUGGCAGCUCUCCCCCUGUGGUUCACUCUGGAGAUAAGAACGUGGACAUUGGCAAAUCAGCUGAGGCAUGCGACGGCGCGCCUUUAGCACCCGAAUACGGAUUUAAGUACAAAGGCCCCGAACCGACGAUGCAUGGAGACUGGUCGCACAACGGAAGGGUCACAGAUUUUUAG